Molecule: messenger RNA, 2346 nt
Organism: Passer montanus (Eurasian tree sparrow)
Lineage: Eukaryota; Metazoa; Chordata; Aves; Passeriformes; Passeridae
Exons: 4
Coding region: 960-1919 (319 amino acids)
Source: RefSeq, a predicted model, not a curated record
CGGGUGUGACCAGCCACGCCAGGGCUAUGCUCCGGGACGGGACAGACGGGCCUGUGCCCUGAGGCGAAGGCGCUCCGGGCGGCCCUGCAGCGCGGCUGCCCCGAAAGGGUUACGAGGAGGGCUCCGCCCUUCCUGUACAUCGGUGUCCGCUUGGGUGACCUUCCCGGCAGCCCUUGCUGGCUCUGCCCCAACCGAACAAAGACGACAGGCGGUUUUCAAACAGCCGCUUCCCUGAAAGUUGGCUGCGGUAGAGCUGGGCUGCGCUGGCUGCUCCCGGCCGCCGGAGAAUGCGGCAGCGAGUUGGUGCCGUCGCCUGAGAGGACCCCGGCAGCCGUCGGGAGUCCCUGUACAGGACGGUGUCUUCUCCAGACCCAAGGGCAGGCUCUGCAGCACCAGCAGUUCCCACAUGGAGUUUCUACAGUUCUGCUUGCCGUGACCUUCUGGGCCAUCAGGGAACCACAGUGGAGUCCUGCCAGCCUCGUGCAAUGACCCAUCACUUGCCAGGACUCUCUCCAGGCUUCCUGAGACACUGAGUUGCUGCUUGAGAUCCUGACUGCUUCUGAUUCCUCACUGCUGCUGGCAGGGUGGGAUUGAUGUCCACUUCAGGACACUGGGAAGAGCCCAGCCCAUCACCAUCCUCUGUGCCCUUGGCAGACUGGGGGACCAAGCUAGACCCCUCUCUCUAAAGGGGCUCCACGUGAGCAAGGGACAGGCUUGGGGCUGUCCAUAUUCACUCUGGUGGGAAGAGCCACCUCCUUCACCCUUUCCACCUGGGAACCGUGUCACUGCUGGGGAUGGCAACACAUGGACUCAGAGCAAGGACCAGGAGCCUGGCAGCAAGGCACUAGCUGAGCCUGAGCGCCAUCACGGGGCAUAGAGCUGCUGGGGGGUGCCAGCAUCCCCACCACGGAUGCACUGCGGGGAUGUAGGUGCCGGGCGCAGCAGGAGUCCCGGCAGCAAUGGGCCGGCUGGACGACCAUGCCAAGAGGAGGAUCGUGGAGCUGCGCAGGGCUGGGCUGAGCUUCCGCAAGAUCAAGAAGGUGCUGGAGCUGGAUGACAUCCGGGUGACGCCGCAGGCCGUGUACCUCUUCCUCAAGAGGAAGAGUGUGGAGCCGGGGUCAGUGGCCCCUGGCUGGGAUGGGGACCAGCCCUGGCCCCCGCUGCAGGGGCAUGAGGCUGAGCCCCCCAGGCUGCUGGGCACCCAGCACCCUGCACUGCCCUCCGGGGAUCCCAUGGGCAGCCGGGCGCCCUGCAGGGCUGGCAGCCAGGACACCAAGGAAGGCAUCCAGAUUGUCAGUGUGGCCUCACUCUGCAAGGACGGUGGGCAGCUUGGGGACACUUUGGCUGUGGGGCUGGCCCCUGGAAAUGGUGAUGACAGCUCCACAGGCACAGUCCUGGCACCAGGAACUGCUCUGGGGGGCCUUGCCCCCCUGCCCCAGCCACUGCCCAGCCGAGGGCAGCUGGUCACACCCCCCACCCAGAACUCAGGCCUGGUGGUGAAAAAGAAGACAGUGGACAGGGCUAUCCUCCUGCAGAAAAAGGUCAAAGAUGCCAGCACUCAGACUGCCUUGCCAAACUCUGUGUGUCCAGGAAAUCACAGCCUUGCUUGGGGCGGACCAGUGCCCCCAACUGCUCCCAGCUGCCCUGCCAUUGCCGAGAAGCUGGAUGCUGUACAGAUGGAGGUGCAGAAGCUGAGCCAGGCCCUGCAUGCGGUGCUGGAGCGGCAGUGCCGCCUGGAACGCCAGCAGGAGCACCAGCAGCGGCUGCAGCAGGAGGUGCUGAUGACACUGCAGCAGCUCAGCUCCACCGUGAGCCACGGCGCUGUGCCAGCCACCCAGUCCUGUGGCCCCUUCAGCAGCAUGGCUGAGCCCUCACCCAGCAUGCCAAACUUCAGCCAGUUCAAGAUGGAGCUGAUCUGAGCUCCCACAAGGCCUGUGUGCGGCAGCAGUACUGUGCUAAUGGAGCCAGAUGGAAAAACCAUCUCUCAGAGGCUGCCUAAGGAUUACAUGCAGCGCCCAGCAUAUAAGGUCCCUGGUGCCUCAUGUUCCCAGCCUUGCUGACUGGAAGGGGCUGCCUGGCACAGAAGGCUGGACAGUGGAAGGCUGAGGCCUUGCUCCUCCUGUGCUGCUGAUCCUGGCUCGCACUGGAGGUGACUGGGGCCUAUGGACCUCAGCAGAAGGCAGUUGCCUGCAAGGAGAAGAUGCAGCUAACAUGGACACAGCAGGGAGGUGGGACUCCAAGGAUACAGGAAGCUUCCUUCCCAUGAGGGUCACUGCCAUGGUGAUCAAUCUUGCCCUCCCCUCCACAAAAGCUUGUUCAGUAAAAAUGUGUCUACACCACGGUUCA